Messenger RNA from Drosophila kikkawai, 3876 nucleotides. RefSeq lists its product as uncharacterized. Lineage: Eukaryota; Metazoa; Arthropoda; Insecta; Diptera; Drosophilidae. The record is from RefSeq and is a predicted model, not a curated record.
UCACGGUAACACUGAAAACAAAAAAUGCAAGAUGCAGGCGUAAAUUCGAAUUGGAAAAAACAAUUUGAUCGCGUUUAAGACACCGCUUAAAACCCUCUUUCGGGCGAUAAGGACUCGGCCCGCAGUGCGCGACAAUUGUGCCCAAGUUCGGGAAGCUACAGCGGGCGAAAAAACCAGCGCCAUGAGGAAGCGCAGCUCUCGCUGCAAUUCAGACACUUUCAAGGAGCAGCAGAUGGAUCACAACGGUGACGACAUUAGCCUGUUGCAGCGCCCACUGCGCACCGCCCACACGGGAUUCGAGGAGGCGCGCCGCGCCUACGAGGAUGGUACCAGCGAGGUGCGUCAACUACUCAGCCUCGAGUGCAGCCUGAUCUACGAAUGCAAUGUGUGCCGGAACAUGUUCCGCAGCCUGGCGAAUUUCAUCAGCCACAAGCGCGUCUUUUGCUGCGUCAGCGCUCGGUCCGCAAAUGGCAAUGGAUACACAGAUCAGAACUCUACAAUGAUUAUACAAACUGGUGGUGGACCGUCGUCGCAGGACAUCGAGCACAUGCUGCGCAGCCGGAGCACGGGUUGCUCACCAGUGCCACGCGAAGCGCGUCCCAUUCGUGGUGGCGGCGGCAUGCGAGACCUGAGCGGCGUCAUCGAACGCUUGAGACGCGAGAAGGCUCCGGCUCAGGCCAGGCGAAGCUCUCCCACGGUGCUACAACUGGAAUCUGUGCCCACCUCCAGCCACGCCGUUUAUCAGACUAUUAAGGUGGACCAAGAGGACAGCAUUCGGACGGAACUGGACGAGGUGCACCGCAUGCUCAACCCAGCCGAAACAGUGGUCGGGCCAGAUGGCAAGGCAUUGACUACGAUCAAGCUGGAGCGUCAGGCAGGCAGUGACUCUGGCGAGAACGGCGAGCAGUCCAUCAGUGACGAAGCGGAGACAAGCAUCUUUUGCGAGAUUUGCAACCUAACGUUUCAGACGCACAAAACGCUCGAGUUGCACAUCCAGAAGCAUCACUCAUCGUCGUCGUUUGUAUUCCAGUGUCCCGCCUGUUCGUUAACCUUUCUGCAGGCCGCUGCAGUUAUUCGUCAUUUAUCCAAGGACCACAAGAAACCUACUCGACGUAUUCGCAUGAUGCGGAAUACUAUCCUGAAGCGUCGCGUUCAGCAAGGAGAUAUUCAAACCAAGGGUCCCUGUCGUGAGCUGAAGCGUCUGCAGCUCUCUGAUGAUGUGGUUGGUUAUGUGCCAGAGCCAUUGAAUGCCAGCGGAGAGCAGCGCAAGAUAAUGUCCUUGUGCAUAUACUGCGAAAAGUCCUUCGAAAGACGCGCAGCUCUGUCUACCCAUUUGCUGAACUGUCGUGCCAAACAGGAGGCUUUGGCUAAACCUGCUCCUUCGGUCAAGAAGCUAAAGACGAAAAGCAACGAUUCAAGUCUGGAUGCAGCCGAUGAGGAUCCAACUGCCCCUACAGAUUUGACGAAAAGUGAGCCUGCUGAAGAGAGUACACUGCACGAGAUGUUUGCUGAUCUGCCUGAGCCCAGUGACUCCUUUGGUCCUGGGCUGCACACAGUCUCGCUGGACAAGCUGCAGUUGGCCAAUGAAAGCGAUUCGGCCAGCGAUGAGGCCUCCAACAGUGAGGAUGAGCACGAACAGGAGCCUGAGCUUGAGCCUGGAGUUGCUCCGGAUUCCAAUGCCGAUGCAGAGGAUGUAAAGGGCAAGACCAAGAAGAAACGCAAUGUCCCAGUGGAGAAGCAGCUGCGCUGCCGCUGCAAGAUCUGUCACAAGCAGUUUAAUGCCCUUGGAAACCUGCGUCGUCACAUAUCCAUGUUUCACUACCGCGCCCGCCGCUUUGGGUGCAAUCUGUGCGAUUAUCGCGCCUUUAGGCGCUACGAUAUUGUCAACCAUCUGGGAUUCACCCACAAGAUCGAGGGAGAUCGGGACCAGCUAACGGAGCAGUAUGUUUCUACUCAUGAAUGCGAGUACUCUCGCGACGAUGUGGAUGCCGAUAUCAUUCUGUUGGACAAGGAAGAUGAGGCAUCUGCGGUGGAAGCGGAGUCAAAGCCUCCAAUAAAGACCUAUGAGCGGCGCUUAAAGCGUGUCAAGGCCGAAUCUGAAUCUACGGGUGAAGUGAGACCCAUAUCCCCUACAGCUGAGAUAAAGGAAGAGCCCGGCCUGGAAUCCAUGGAACCCAUACCCGCGCCCACGCCCAGCAAAAAGCGUCGCAAGUCGCGCAAUCAAAUCUCACCCGAUUCGGGCGAUCACUCGCAGGAGAAGCGUCCUAUUCGCAAACGGGUCAAGGCGGUCAACAAGGACUUUGUUUACGAUCUGGUUGCCUUCAAGCAGGAUGCUUCUGGCCAACAGACACCCGCAGUCCUGCCCGUGGAUUCCAUGCGGGCCAAGCUGCGGCGCCAGCCCACGGGUAGCAGUGAUGAGAACAAGCCCAAACAGUGGGAGGCAUAUAUAACGGAGGCCAAGAAGCCUCUAAUACUGGGCAUCACCCGCCGCAUAAUGCUGGACUUGGUGGGCCAGGGUCGAGCCGUAUCGGCCACAUUGCCUGAAUUGCCAUCGGAGCGGCCUCAGAUACGGCCGCGCCUCAUUUCGCACACACGCAGCGACAGUGGCCAGCAGCAGCAACAUCCGAAUGUGGUGGAAACCGCGCCGAACCCCGUCCCAGAAAAUGAGAGUUUCAUAGAAAAGAUAGCCAAACGCACGGCGGCAGCUGGAAAGGAUUCCGCUACCAUUAGCAACCUUUGGAACAAGGUCAAUAUUGCGAUAGCCCAGCAGCAGCAACAGGAACAGGAUCAGCUGUUGAAAAAGGAACGGGAGCGUGAGCAACAAGCGCAGGAGAAAAAGCCGGAGGAGGAGGAGGAAACACCCCAAGUGGAGCAACCUAAAAGCCCCUUGUCCGAACCACUCUCUCCGCCCCGCAUAUGCGAAGCCUCCGUUCCCGAAACUCAAACAACAGCCGGCUUGGAGUGCCUUGGCGGUAAGAGCGGUAUACCUGGAGCAUCCACGAUGUUCCCGGCACUUCCUAAGCCACCAUCCGUUCUGCAGGCAGCCGCCAACGGGACCAUCCAGCUAACCCUAGACAGUCUCCUGCGCGCUGCGUUGCAAAACUAAAAACACAGGCAAAACUGGAGGUCAGUUAAGAUUUCUACUGGGCUUUUAUGGGGGGAACUCUUGGCUGGUCGCUAUUCCAUUUACCGUUUUGAAUGUAAUUCACUAGUGUGUCCUUAUUGUAAAACCAACUAAAUAAGAAACCAAGCAGAAUCAAACCAAGAAUCCCUAGAUGAUAAAUACGCUUUGAGUAUUACGCGGUAAAAACAAAACAAACCAAAACGAAUUCAAAAAAUUUGUAGAAUAAUUUUCGGCUAUUAGCAAAUGUUUGUUGUUUGUGUGAAUUGAAAAAAGUACAGAUUUUUUAAAAUGUUAUAGUUAAUACUAUAUAUGUACCUAAUUUUAUAACCCCACAGAAAGUAAGUCAAUACACGCAGAAGUGUAGAAGGUUGAUGUGCAAAUACACAGCAAAUUGCAAGAACUUGAAUUUGAUUUUAUAUUUUUCGAGUUAAAAAUCGAUACUUCAUUUGGCAAUAUCUAAAAUUCAGCUGAGGAACCCUGAAAAUAAAGUUUUUAAAAUUUGGUUCUAGUCAAUUUGCUGUCUACAUGCACACGUUAAAGCCAUGUUUAUAAAAUGUUAAAUUGGCAAGUAUUUUGCCAAAAAAAAAAAGAAAAAUUCAACACUAAAAGAAGAAACUCACACGCAGACAUUUAAAGAAUCCCUGAUCUACGCGAGUAGUUCAAUGUAUUUAUAUAUCAUUGUAAUGUACAAGGUAGAGCCUUAAAUCAAAUCACCAAAAGAUAAUAAAUCCUACGAUAAUCACCAACCAAAA